Molecule: messenger RNA, 2426 nt
Organism: Psylliodes chrysocephalus
Lineage: Eukaryota; Metazoa; Arthropoda; Insecta; Coleoptera; Chrysomelidae
Source: the annotation of a GenBank genome assembly
UGAAGGUCGACCUUACUUCGAAUCCUGUACUAUUAGUAAUGUCGUAUUAAUAUACUUUCCGUUUCAGUUUUCAGGUUGUCCAGAAAAAACCUGUUCACCGCCCAGUAUGGAAGAUGUUAUGAAACUUGUUACUAUUGCGGACAUUUUUUUCUUACUAAGUUACAGUUGAUUAUUCAUUAUUUUGUUGUUCAUUUUGUAAAGAAAGUGUCAAAAAUUUAUAAGCGAAAAUUUAAACAACAUAAAAAUUGUCGUAGUAUAUUCAAAGAUCCAUCUUCAGCAUAUAUAAUCUCUCAUUCCAAUGAAAAAAAGUGUGAAAUUACAACCAAAAGAAAAUUAAGUAAUCAUUUGAAAAUACACACUGGAAUAAACUUUUUUAAAUGUGGAACAUGUUUGAAACAGUUUGACAAUAGUUGUAAUUUGAAAAGGCACUUAAAAAUUAACUCUGAAGAAAGAACUUUCAAGUGUGAAAUAUGUUCUAAACAGUUUGUUGAAAAGGGAAGCUUGAAAAGGCACUUAAAAUAUCACAUUGGAGAAAAACUGUAUAAAUGUGAAAUAUGUUCGAAAGAGUUUGUUGAAAAAGCAAACUUGAAAAGCCACUUACAUAUUCACACUGGAGUAAAACCGUUCAAGUGCGAAACAUGUUCAAAAGGGUUUGUCCAGAAAGGCGAUUUAAAAAAGCAUUUAAAAACUCACACUGGAGAAAAACUGUUUAAGUGCGCCAUAUGUUGGAAACAUUUUUCCCAAAAAGGUAAUUUAAAUAUCCACUUAAAAAAUCAUACCGGAGAAAAACCGCAUAAGUGUGAAAUAUGUUCAAAAGAGUUUGUCCAGAAAGGCAAUUUAAAAAGACAUUUAAAAACUCACACUGGAGAAAAACUGUUUAAGUAUGAAAUAUGUUCUAAACGGUUUAGCGAGAAAGCCCAUUUUAAGAGUCACUUAAAAAUUCACGCUGGAAAAAAACCUUUUAUGUGUGAAAUAUGUUCGAAACAGUUUAUAGAAAAAGGCGCUUUAAACAAGCACUUAAAAAUUCACAUUGGAGAAAAACCGUAUAAGUGUGCAAUAUGUUCGAAACGGUUUGUUGAAAAAGAAAGCUUGAAAAGGCACUUAAAAUAUCACAUUGGAGAAAAAUCGUAUAAGUGUGAAAUAUGUUCGAAACAGUUUGUUGAAAACGGAAACUUGAAAAAGCACUUACAAAUUCACACUAGAAUAAAAGCGUUCAAGUGCGAAACAUGUUCGAAACAGUUUAUAGAAAAAGGCGCUUUAAACAGUCACUUAAAAAUUCACAUUGGAGAAAAACCGUAUAAGUGUGAAAUAUGUUCGAAACGGUUUGUUGGAAAAGAAAGCUUGAAAAGGCACUUAAAAUAUCACAUUGGAGAAAAACCGUAUAAGUGUGAAAUAUGUUCGAAACAGUUUGUUGAAAACGGAAACUUGAAAAACCACUUAAAAAUUCACACUAGAAUAAAACCGUUCAAGUGCGAAACAUGUUCGAAACGGUUUACAGUUAAAUUCGGUUUAAACAGGCACUUAAAAAUUCACAUUGGAGAAAAACCGUAUAAGUGUGAAAUAUGUUCGAAGCGGUUUGUUGAAAAAGAAAGCUUGAAAAGGCACUUAAAAAUUCAUAUUGGAGAAAAACCGUAUAAGUGUGAAAUAUGUUCAAAACAGUUUUUUGAAAACGGAAACUUGAAAAAGCACUUACAAAUUCACACUAAAAUAAAACCGUUCAAGUGCGAAACAUGUUCGAAACGGUUUACAGUUAAAAAUGGUUUAAACAGGCACUUAAGAAUUCACAUUGGAGAAAAACCGUAUAAGUGUGAAAUAUGUUCGAAACGGUUUGUUGAAAAAGAAAGCUUGAAAAGGCACUUAAAAUAUCACAUUGGAGAAAAACCGUAUAAGUGUGAAAUAUGUUCGAAACAGUUUGUUGAAAACGGAAACUUGAAAAACCACUUAAAAAUUCACACUAGAAUAAAACCGUUCAAGUGCGAAACAUGUUCGAAACGGUUUACAGUUAAAAUCGGUUUAAACAGGCACUUAAAAAUUCACAUUGGAGAAAAACCGUAUAAGUGUGAAAUAUGUUCGAAACGGUUUGUUGAAAAAGAAAACUUGAAAAGGCACUUAAAAUAUCACAUUGGAGAAAAACCGUAUAAGUGUGAAAUAUGUUCGAAACAUUUUGUUGAAAACGGAAACUUAAAAAAGCACUUAAAAAUUCACACUAGAAUAAAACCGUUCAAGUGCGAAACGGUUUACAGUUAAAAUCGGUUUAAACAGGCACUUAAACAUUCACACUUGACAAAAACCGUUGAGUGUGAAAUGUUUUCGAAACAUUUUAGUCUUAAUAGGUCUUUGGAAAGGUAGGGGAGACCGGGUUGGUACACUUUUUAGAAAAAAAAAAUAUUUUUGAUAUUUUUUGUAGUUUAUUUUUUAUAAGCAAG